Molecule: messenger RNA, 5940 nt
Organism: Bacidia gigantensis
Lineage: Eukaryota; Fungi; Ascomycota; Lecanoromycetes; Lecanorales; Ramalinaceae
Exons: 1
Coding region: 1-5940 (1979 amino acids)
Molecular function (GO): nucleic acid binding; ATP binding; ATP hydrolysis activity
Source: RefSeq, a predicted model, not a curated record
AUGUCUCCUUCUUUUGAUAACGCCCAAGCAGAAUGGCUAUCGCAGCUUACGGCUAUGCGGCAGGCAAUAGCAGAGUUGAAACUGGAUCAAGCCACCGAGCAAGGUCCAAUAUACGGCGAGGAUCUUUUUCUGGACGAUGAUGAAUUAACCAAUAGCGGAUCUGAUGAUAUCUGGGAUAUCUCAAGCAACGAACUUGGGGACGACUAUAGUAGCGACCAGAUAGAUGCCGCGGAUGUCUUGCCGCCUACGGAAGUACCUAAGGAUGCAUCUCAGUGGCUGCGAGAAAAAACUCAGGCUCUCGCGAAUAAGAAGCCUAGUACGGAAGCAGAUGAGCUGUACCAGCACUUUCAUGCUAUUUUGAUCUCAGACAUGGAGAACGAUGAAUUGCAAAUGUCACUUGUAGAAAUAAUCGGCUACGAUGAUCUUGAUCUCGUGAUUGAGAUGAUCGCUCAUCGCAGAUCAAUUUUGUCAAGUAAACAGCAGAUAUCUCCUGCCAAUAAUGGUGUCUUGAGUCGCCUUCAAACCAAGGAGGAACGGCAGCAGGCCCUCCAGCGACAAGACCUCGAGCACAAAAGCGCUCCGCUGAGGCAAGCGCAAAGUAGAGAUGCUCCUCAAUAUCCGCAUGUUUAUAAAGCCCACGAAGCUGGUCACACUUUAGCCCACGGUGGCCGGAAGUAUGGGCUUCCCAGUGGGAGUCAGAGGAUCGAACGCGAGAGGUAUGAGGAAUACUCUAUUCCAGCUACAACCGUGGGUAUCCUGGGUAAAGGGAGAAAACUUAUUGACAUAAGUGAAAUGGAUAGCCUUUGUCGUCAGACCUUCAGAGGCUACAAAACCCUGAACCGUAUGCAAAGUCUACUUUACCCUGUAGCGUACCAUACGAGUGAGAAUAUGUUGGUUUGCGCGCCUACUGGGGCUGGUAAGACUGAUGCGGCGAUGCUUACAAUUCUCAAUACCAUUGGACACAAUGUUGUACCACACCCUAAUGAGGAACCAGAUGCUGAAGACUUCGUGGUCAAUGUCCGCGACUUCAAGAUAGUCUAUGUUGCUCCAAUGAAAGCCCUAGCAGCAGAAGUGACCGAAAAGCUAGGCCGACGCCUUACUUGGCUAGGGGUCCAAGUCAGAGAAUUCACCGGUGAUAUGCAUUUGACUAAGAAAGAAAUCGAACAGACGCAGGUCAUCGUCACGACUCCUGAAAAAUGGGAUGUUGUCACCCGCAAAAGUACUGGAGACACGGAGCUCGUACAGAAGGUCCGGCUGCUGAUUAUUGAUGAGGUACAUAUGCUUCAUGACGAGAGAGGUGCCGUCCUCGAGUCGCUGGUGGCUCGAACCGAGCGACAGGUGGAAAGUACACAAUCGUUGAUCAGGAUUGUGGGGCUUUCCGCGACAUUGCCAAAUUACAUAGACGUGGCGGACUUUCUGAAAGUCAAUCGCAUGGCAGGGCUGUUCUACUUUGACGCAUCAUUCAGACCAGUACCGCUUGAACAACAUUUUAUUGGGGUGAAGGGGAAGGCUGGAUCCAAGGCCUCAAGGGAGAACAUCGAUCAAACAACAUUCGAGAAGGUAAAAGACAUGCUAAAGCUAGGCCAUCAGAUAAUGGUCUUCGUGCAUUCGAGAAAAGAUACUGUCGGUACAGCAAGAAUGCUGAUACAGAAAGCAGAGGAGGACCAGUGCCAGGACUUGUUCGAUUGCAGCACUGUUGACGGUCAUGCUUCGGCGAUGAAUGAGCUGAGAACCACUCGAGGCAAAGAGCUUCGAGAUUUGGCUCCGAAAGGCUUUGGAACACACCACGCUGGAAUGCCCCGAGCUGAUCGCAACAGGGCUGAGCAGCUUUUUGCAGCAGGUCAUAUUGGUGUUCUAUGCUGUACGGCUACGCUUGCGUGGGGUGUCAAUCUUCCUGCAGCUGCCGUUAUUAUCAAAGGAACACAAAUCUACAGUUCACAAGAAGGUAAAUUUGUGGAUCUGGGCAUCUUAGACGUUCUGCAAAUAUUCGGUCGAGCUGGUAGACCACAAUUUCAGGCUACGGGAAUUGGUUUCAUAUGCACCACACAAGAUAAGCUGCAUCAUUAUUUGACGGCAGUGACGCAGCAACAGCCAAUUGAGUCAAGGUUCUCAGGAAAAUUAGUUGACAAUCUCAAUGCUGAAAUUUCGCUCGGCACAGUGACGUCUGUAGCAGACGCUGUCCAAUGGCUUGGCUACUCCUACUUGUUCGUGAGAAUGAAACGAAACCCACUCACAUAUGGUAUCGAGUGGUCAGAGUAUGCAGAUGAUCCGGAGCUAGUACAGAGGCGACGCAAGUUGAUUGUGGACGCGGCACGCACUCUUCAGCAGAGUCAAAUGAUAAUCUUCAAUGAGUCGACUGGAGAGCUUCGUGCAAAGGACGUUGGCCGAAUAGCGAGUCAGUAUUAUGUGCUUCAAUUAACAAUAGAAUUGUUCAACGCAGACAUGAGGCCACAAGCCACCGAAGCUAGUAUUCUGAGAAUGAUCAGCAAGAGUGGGGAGUUCGAUCACAUACAGGUCCGUGACUCCGAGUCUCAAGAGUUGCUUCACUUGAAGCAUGUCUUCGCUCCAUGCAAGAUAGCAGGUGACUUGAGUUCUCCGGCUACGAAGACAAACAUACUUCUACAGUCGUACAUCUCUCGAGCAAAGGUCGAUGAUUUCACUCUAGUAUCUGACUCUGCAUAUGUCGCACAAAAUGCUGCAAGAAUAUGUCGUGCUCUUUUCAUGAUAGCGUUGAAUAGGAGAUGGGGUUACCAAUGCCUCGUUCUUGUGACACUUUGCAAGUCAAUCGAGAAACAGAUCUGGCCCUACAUGCAUCCAUUUCAUCAGUUCGACCUUCCGCAGCCAGUUUUGAGGAACCUCGAUGAUAAAAGCGAGACAUCCUCCAUCGAAUCAUUGCGAGACAUGGAGACUGCUGAAAUAGGUCAUCUGGUACACAAUCAUCGCAUGGGUAACGUGAUCAGCAAAUUGCUGGACAACUUUCCAACAUUGGAUGUAGAGUGUGAGAUUGCACCACUCAAUAGAGACGUCCUGAGGAUUCAUCUGUACCUCUCUGCAAACUUCCGCUGGAAUGAUCGUCACAAUGGUACCUCUGAGUCUUACUGGAUUUGGGUGGAAAAUUCGGAGACCUCUGAGAUCUAUCAUCACGAAUUCUUCAUAUUGACUAGGAAGAAGCUGUACGAUGAUCAUGAAAUGCAUUUCACGAUUCCAAUGUCUGACCCUCUACCAUCUCAGGUAUACGUUAGGGCUGUUUCUGAUCGUUGGCUCGGUGCAGAGACCGUCUUACCAGUCUCGUUCCAGCACCUCAUCCGGCCAGACACAGAAAGUGUCUAUACAGAUCUGCUUGAUCUUCAACCGUUACCGGUUGCUGCCUUGAAGAAUCCACGGCUUGAGGAGAUCUAUGGGCAACGCUUUCCUUACUUUAAUCCAAUGCAGACACAAAUAUUUCAUACUCUGUACCACACGCCUGCAAAUGUUUUACUUGGCUCACCUACAGGAAGUGGGAAGACUGUAGCUGCAGAAUUAGCGAUGUGGUGGAUGUUCCGCGAAAAGAGAGGAUCGAAGGUUGUGUACAUCGCACCUAUGAAAGCUUUAGUGCGAGAACGAGUGCAGGAUUGGCGGAAGCGUUUGACUAGGCAGAUGGGUUUGAAACUCGUAGAGCUUACAGGAGACAAUACGCCAGACACUCGGACAAUACGGGAUGCCGACAUUAUCAUAACUACACCCGAGAAAUGGGAUGGAAUAAGUCGCAGCUGGCAAACAAGAGGCUACGUCCGGCAAGUGGGCCUAGUCAUCAUUGACGAGAUACAUUUACUGGGUGGCGACAGAGGGCCAAUUCUUGAGAUCAUUGUAUCCCGCAUGAAUUACAUCGCAUCUCAAUCGGAGGGUUCCGUCCGACUGGUAGGCAUGUCGACGGCCUGUGCUAAUGCAAUGGACCUCGCAAACUGGCUUGGUGUCAAAGAAGGUCUCUUCAAUUUUCGUCACUCCGUGCGACCUGUACCUCUGGAAAUCUUCAUAGAUGGCUUUCCUGAGCAACGUGGCUUCUGUCCAUUGAUGCAGUCGAUGAAUCGGCCGACAUUCAUGGCUAUCAAAUCUCAGUCCCCGGAUAAGCCUGUCAUUGUCUUCGUCCCUUCGCGACGGCAGACUCGUUUGACCGCCAAAGACCUUAUAAAUUUUUGCGGAAUGGAGGACAACCCUCGUCGCUUUGUCCGCAUGUCUGAAGACGAUCUUGAAUUGAAUCUCUCUCGUGUCAAAGAUGAAGCACUACGUCAAGCUUUGAGCUUUGGAAUCGGCUUGCAUCAUGCCGGUCUUGUUGAAAGCGAUCGUCAGCUGGCAGAGGAACUAUUCGCCAAUAAUCAGAUACAAAUUCUGGUGGCCACGAGCACUCUAGCAUGGGGUGUAAAUCUUCCAGCACAUUUAGUCGUUGUGAAAGGUACUCAAUUUUUUGACGCUAAGAUUGAAGGCUAUAAAGACAUGGACCUUACAGACGUGCUUCAAAUGCUCGGGCGUGCAGGAAGACCGCAGUUCGACUCCUCCGGAGUUGCUCGCAUCUUCACCCAAGACGCAAAAAAGGACUUCUAUAAACAUUUCCUUCAUACUGGCUUCCCUGUGGAGUCUUCCUUACAUAAUGUGCUGGACAAUCAUUUGGGUGCAGAGGCAUCUGCUGGUACCAUCGCAUCUUUACAAGAUGCUCUUGAUUACCUGACAUGGACUUUCUUCUUCCGGCGCUUGCACAAGAACCCAUCAUAUUAUGGUCUCGAAAUCUCCGCUGAAGAGCAUAAUACGGUGGCUGCACAGUAUAUUGCUAAUGAUUAUAUGACAGAAUUGGUGACGAAGUCCCUCGGUCAAUUGGCAGAGUCGAGCUGUCUUGAAGUUCAUCCAGACGGACAAAUUGAGUCAACAUCGAUGGGCAAGAUAAUGAGUUAUUACUACCUCUCGCACAGGACAAUACGUCAUCUUGUCAAGCGGGCAACUCGCAAUGCUAGCUUCCAUGAUGUCCUAUCCUGGAUGUGUGGGGCAACCGAAUUUGAUGAGCUCCCUGUGAGACACAACGAGGACCUAAUUAAUGCGGAGCUCUCAAAAAACCUACCCCUAAGUACCGACAAGAUGGACGGAUUGCCUAUGUGGGAUCCACAUGUAAAGGCAUUCCUCCUCUUACAAGCUUUCUUUUCACGGAUUGAGUUGCCCAUUUCUGAUUACGUCGGUGACCAAAAUUCAGUCCUUGACCAAAGUAUUCGUAUCAUCCAAGCAUCAAUUGAUGUACUCACAGAGCUUGGCUUCUUCGCAAGUUGCAAGAUGAUGAUCACGUUGCUUCAAUGCGUCAAAUCCGCACGAUGGCCCGAUGACGGACCUCUUUCCAUUUUACCAGGUCUUGAUUUGGACAACGAGAGCAUGCAGGAAAGAGUAAAGCAGACCAAGCCAAGAUCGCUGGAUAAAAUAGUAUCCUUGGAACAGCCACAGUUGUCUCGAAUAUUUCGAAGUCUAGACUUGCCGCAAUCCAGAGACCCUGAGCUUCUGAAAAUCGUCAAUACGUUGCCCAAGGUUCAGAUCAAGGUCAACGACGUCACUGCACUGGGCUUUACGAUCAAUCUUUCCCGCCUCAAUAGCGCGCUCAGCUCCGAGUAUCGUAUCUACGCCCCGCAAUAUCCAAAACCGCAAUCGGAAGGAUUCUUUGUGAUCGUGGUCCACCCAGAAAAGGAAGAGGUACUUGCCUUGAGAAGGGUCAGUUGGCCUUCGCUGGGAAAGAAGCAACAAAGGCCGGCAAAGGAUAAGGCACAGGCGAAGUCCACGAUCAAACUCUCACCAGACAGGGAACUCAAAUGCGUCACCGUCCUUGUAAUGAGCGAUGCGUACAUUGGGAUGGAGUGGAAGGUGGAGGGAUUAGAGGUGCCAGCAGCCCCAUCUACCGAAUAUGACGAUGGCAAGAAGCCUUCACAGACUUGA